Didymodactylos carnosus is the source of this 4043-nucleotide messenger RNA. The record is from the annotation of a GenBank genome assembly. Lineage: Eukaryota; Metazoa; Rotifera; Eurotatoria; Philodinida; Philodinidae.
AUGGAUGAAACACUAACAAUUGAAGCUACUUUGUCAAUAAGUGAACAGCCUAUUCUUCCAUCAAGUGAAGUGUCAUUAAGUGAACCAUCUGCUACUGAAAUCGUAUCAUCAAACACUAAACCAACUACUUCUCCAAGUACCGCAGUGAAUGAUCAACCAGAAAACAAUGAUCAACCAGAAAACAAUGAUCAACCCAAAAACAAUGAUCAACCAGAAAACAAUGAUCAACCCAAAAACAAUGAUCAACCAGAAAACAAUGAUCAACCCAAAAACAAUGAUCAACCAGAAAACAAUGAUCAACCCAAAAACAAUGAUCAACCAGAAAACAAUGAUCAACCAAAAAACAAUGAUCAACCAAAUGAAAACACAGAACUUCCACUUCAUGAGUCAAAACUUGAGGAAAAUCUUGGUGAAAAACGAAGCGAAAAGCCUGAUCGUUUAAAAGCUAAAACUGAAAAAGAAGAGCGACGUUUAUGUUUACUAAACGAUUCGAAUUAUGGUGUUGUACUAUGUUUUUUGGAUAAAUUUCGUUCCUUACUUGAUUUAAAUGAUUAUCCAUUAAGACUAUUAGAAGAACAUUUAUUAAGUGAUAAUGAGAAUAUUAGUCGACGUCUAAUUGAUUUUCAUAUCUUACUACUCAAACGUUUGGCACUGGGUAAAAAUGCUAAACGUGAAAAAUUUGUAUCAACGAUAACACGAUUUACAUAUCGAUUUAACUGGGACGAUGGCGAUCAUUUGGCGUCCGCAGGUUAUGCACGUGCAACAAUAAAUGUGAAAAUUCGUAUUUUAAAGAAUCUUCUUGAAUCACAAUUCGAUCAAAAUCAGACGAUAAAAGUUGCAUUACAAGAUAAACCAGCCAACGAGAUUCGAUCACAACCGGUAGGUGACAAAUACAUUUAUGAAUAUAUUUUACAUUUAUUAUUUAUUCUUGGCUAUUUGCAGCUCGGAAGAGAUCGAUAUGGUUCGUCUUAUUGGCUGUUUAUGGAUAACGAAUGUUUUGUGCGUUUAUUUCGAGAAAGUCCGGAUUAUGAAAGAACAUGGACAAAUAUAGCAAAAAAUGGUGAAGAACUUGAGCGUUUUACAAAAUGCUUGGCAUAUGAUCAAACAUUAAAAAAGAAAUUUCAAGAAUGGACACUUGAGCUACCAACAUUUUUUUUAUCUGGUUUGCCUGACGAUCCUAUCGAUUCGAAACUCUAUUUUGAUGAUACGAAAGAAACCAUUCCCAAAUUAGAUGAGAUUAAAAAAGGAGAUGUUAAGAAUGAGAACGUUACUGAUGAAAAAUUAAUUCUGAAGAAUGAAGUUAGUGAAACAAAUAUAAAACAAGAAGAUAAUGAGAAUAAAAACUCAGAUAGUGAAAAUGGUAAGAUUCCAUCCCAAGAAAUAACAACAGUUAAACAGGAGAAAAUAGUAUGUCCAGAAAUAAAAAAUGAGAUCAAACAAGAAGAGGUAACGACUAUGAAAGAGAAUGGUGAUGAUAAAGAAAGUCCAGUUGAUAGUAAAAUUUUGAACAAAACGGAUGAACAUCCAGUUAAGAAAGAGAAAAUAGGUCAGGGUGAUGAAGAAAAAAAUGAUGUAGUAAAACGGCGACCAAGACGAAAAGCUGUUAGUUGGACAAGAAAGAAGAGAAUAAAAAAGAAUAAAAGUCAACAAAUUGAAAAUGACGAUAUGGAAACACAACAACAUCAACGUGAAGUAGAAAAGCCAAAAAAACCAACGAAUACUAGAAAACGAAAACGAAUAGAUGAUGAAAAUAAUAAUACAAAUGAGGGAGAUGAAAACUCAAAUUUAUCAAUAUCAAGAACAAAUAUUGAUGAAGCAUCAAUAAAUGAUGAUCUUCCAAUUGCACUUCGACGUUCAAGACGUACAUUAAAGACUGAAAUUACAACACCCACCAAAGACAAAUCAAAUAUUCAAUCACCUGUUAAAUCGAAUAAGAAAACAGACAGUAAAAUCAAAAAUCAAAACGGUAUAACAAAACAGUCAUCUUCCUCACAACCAACAUCCUCAACGAAAACGAAACGUACAAAGAAGAAGAAACGUGUAAAAAUUGCUGGAGAUUUGUAUUUGAGUGAAACAAGUUCAGAUAAUGAAAAAAUACAAUCAGAUGAUGAUGAUGAUGAUUAUGUAGAGGAGGAACCAGAUCAUCUUGAUGAUGAAAUGGAAGUAGAAGACAACGUGGAUGAAGAUGAAUAUGUGCCAUCAGCAAAAACCGUUCUUUCCAAACGUCGUAAAGCGACAGAAACAAAUGUUGAUGUUGAUUGGGCUUUAUUACCCGAACAUUUAUCAACUACUGCCUGUUGUAAUUGUUCAAAAACAGAUCGUCCAGAAUCAUUACUUUUAUGUGAUGAUUGCGAUGAUGCUUACCAUACAGAGUGUUUAAAACCUAUUUUACUUAAUGUACCCGACGGGAAUUGGUAUUGUCCAUUAUGUGAACAUAAACGUUUAUGUGAAAUAUUAGUAGAAAAACUAAAACAAAUAAUUCAAAAUUAUGAAGAAGUUGAAUCGAAACGCAAUCAGUGUGUUUUGAAACGAAAAGAUCGUUUAGCAAAUGUAACAGCAAACUUAGAUUACAUGUUCAAACGAAAUAAAAAUGGAAAUAGGAAACGAAAAAAUUCAGCGUAUGAUUAUUCCGACGAGGAACCUGAAGAAGAAGACGAAAACGAAGAAGAAGAAGAAGAAGAAGAAGAUGAACGAGUGAAUGAAACAACAGAUGAAGAGAAAGAAAAUGAAACAACAACGUGUCAUAUUGAAAAAGUUGCUAAACAAUCGUCCACUACGAGUCGAUCCUAUAAACCAAUUAAUCGUGUACCCUAUGAACAACUGGGAGUAAGAUCAUGUAGAAUGAGAAAUCAAAAUUAUCGAUUUGAUGAUUAUGAAAAACAAAUGAAAAGUGCCAUAUUGGAUGAUGAUAAAGCUAAAGACAAUAAAGAAGAAUCGGACACUUCCGAUGAUGAUAAGAACCAGUCACCUGGGAAAAAGCCAAAGCGACGAUAUGAAGAAGAUGGUGAUUUUCUUGAUGCUGAAAAGACAGGAAAAAUGGAUGGUUCAAGUGAUGAUGAGGACGAUGAAGAAGAAAAUGAACAGGAAGAAUUGAGUGGUGAAGACUUGUCGGAUGUUGCUGAAAAAGAGAGAAAACGAUCUCGAGAUAGACGGAAAAAGAAACGAACACGUCGUCCAUCUCGACGAAAAUCAAAAAGAAAAUCAUACAGUGACGAUUUUGUAUCAGAUGGCGCAUCAGGUAGUGAUAAUAAUGAUGACAAAAAUUCUGGAAGUGAUGAUCUCGAUUUAAAUCUCAUUCUUGACUCACGUCGUCGAUCAACAAGAAAUAAAACCAAUCAGAAAUAUGUAUUCAAUGAUGACGAUGAUGAUGAUGAAAAUCCUAAAAAACCACUAAAGAAGAAACGACGUUCAAGUGAUGAUAGUUUUAAAUCGGAUGAUGAACUAAGUGAAGAUAAACAAUCUUUAAAAAAACCACCAGGUCGUGGAACGAUUACGGCGCAUUUGAACCGAUUAUUUGUUGAUCGAUCCGGACAUGCUAAUAGUGAUCGAGAAGAAAAUGUAGACGAUAAAUUUGAUUCUCCUGAUGAGGAGGAUAUUUCAUGGAAACGGCGUGCAAGAAAACGUUUGGAAGAUGAUGAACAAGAUGCCGAAGAAGAGAUCAUUGAUAAUCCCAGACAAAAUGAUGGAAAAAAAUUAAAUGAUAAUCAAAGCACGGUUAGUUAAAACCGUAACUAAUCCUUCAAAAUUGAGAUGAAACUUUGAUUUUUAGAGGAUUUUUCCCCUAAAAAAUACUCAGAAAAGGAAUGAAGAGAAUAGAUUUAGUUUUCGAGAUUGGUGUUUGGAUUGCUUCUUUUCAUUUACAUAUUAUUUGAUGACUUGAAAGAUUGAAAAUAGUCUCUAACUCAAGUAACUAUACUUUUUCUUUUGUUCCUUUAGAAUCAUUCCGUUCAAUUAACUUCUCGAAUCAGCAAUAACUUAUUGAUACCGAACAAGCAGACAAGUGUAACCGGUGUCGCUUUUAAUAAAGUUACAAUGGGUCCGUU